Molecule: messenger RNA, 3041 nt
Organism: Suillus clintonianus
Lineage: Eukaryota; Fungi; Basidiomycota; Agaricomycetes; Boletales; Suillaceae
Exons: 5
Coding region: 256-2802 (848 amino acids)
Source: RefSeq, a predicted model, not a curated record
GUUCAGGUGGCGGGAAUAGAUAUACAGUGUGACACGCACACGUAAGCAAGGCCGUAUAUGGCAAAGUGUGACAGUCGGGUCCUGGAAGGACAUAUCGAGCGCCUUGUAGAUCUAGCACGUCAACAGCUCACAGGCAGCUUCACAGGCCUCAAUGUGCUCUAGCUGCCCGCUCAUUCUUACCACAGCCGUUAAAUAUUCAAUCAAUUAUCUCUUUAUUUCUUUCGUUUGCUCAAUUGUAUACCUAGAUAUAUUGUCAUGACACAACCUUGGCCUUUCCAAGCUGGGACACAGCUAUCCGAUACCCCUGAAUCCGAUCUAGCAUCCCUUUCACCUCGUACCGCGCUGCUAUCUCCUCCAUACGAAAACGCGGAGCUAAGCAGGCCACGCCGUGUCAACGGCGCGCCCAACGACAAAUUCCGUCACGAGCGUGAACGCAUUCACGCAACUGCGAGUGCUCGUGACCUCUUACGACUCCUGGUUAACGAGGAGUAUGAGGCAAAACAGACUCGCAAAGUGCUUUAUACCGCAUUAGACAGGCUGGACGCUGAAAGCCGUCGUGCGGAAGAAGCAGAAGUACAACUAGCAGACACGUUGGAACGGACCAGGUCUAUCAACGAGGCUCGCGUUGCUGCGCAGCAGGAGGCUGCUCGCGCACAAGAGGAACUGAGGCUGUACAAGCUGCAACUCGAUAAUGCGCAGAGAGAAAUUCUCAGAGCCCAAGAUGUACUCGGAGUCAUUGAGGCCCAGAGGGAUGAUGCAGAGGCCGCGGCUGCUGAAGCGCGCUCAAAGGCACGGAGAUUGAAUGAAGAACGCUUGAUUGACCUUGCCAGGGAAGAGGGUCGCAGACUUGGGUAUGAAGAAGGCAUUCGUCGCGGUCGUAAUAUGGGGUACAGAGAAGGGCGCGUAGGUGGUCUUGAUGAAGGCCGGUCACAAAUGCGAGACGCCGCUGCCGCUACCCUCGACAGGCUGCUCGACGCGCGGGAAGGAGAAGACGCAGCUUCCGUGGUUAUGCCUCCUCAGCCUGCAUCCAUGCCAGAGAGUCGAACCGCACCAGAAGUCCUCCGUGUCUCAUCACCUAUCUCAACGUCACUUGGUGGUCGUCAUGGCUCUCGUUCCCGUCAUGAUUCCGAAUCUGAUUCCGCCAGUCGAAGGAGUGUCCCGCGCGCUCCAGACCCCAUAGUCAUGCCUGUCAUGGUUGAACACCCGCGGACCAGGACAACAAGCACGAAUCCCUCUGUUACCACUCAAUCUUCUCGUUCGCGUCCGGAGCUCCAACCUUGGCCAAUGUCAGAUCGCUCGUCAGCUCGGUCACCCCCAACCAGACCAAUCUCAUUGCAAAAUUCUGCUCCUAGUGUCCAGCACUCAGAGUUCCAAGUCCCACCAGACGGCUACAUACCAACCCUGGGUCAGGACCAGCGUAUCCCUCUCCCUCCGCCGCAUGAACUCAACCGCAUUCCUUCACCAUCACCGUCACAACCAGUCGCUGGGCCGUCCUCAGAUUCAGUCAGAACAUUCGACUAUCCCCCUCGUCGUGCCUCUCCGGAGUCACAAACGUCAACGAAGAUGUCCAUGUCUCAAUCCUCCACCAUAUCGGCGCUCGAGAUUAUCGGCCUGCCCAACAUGACGAGCCGUGACAAACGUCGAGAGCGCAACGGUCUGAGUGUCAUCCAUGAAGAUGCAAGCGCCACAGCCGACUAUGAAACUGUUACUGGAUCUGACGCGGGACACCAUCACUAUCGCAGCGAAAGAGACAACGACAGUGAAGCUACCAGGCACUCAAAGCAGAGGCUUGCUGACGAACUGAGAUGGUCUAACCCAUCCGAGCCUGAGGAAUGGCGUCGACAUGGGGCAGCCAAGACUCGCACGCAAAGCUCUCAAGGUCCCCCCCGUCCUCGCCCAACGAACGUGACAACGCCCAAUCCACUCUCUCCUCCAAACUGGGAUAACGUUGAUGCCCCUCUGCCUCGGCAUUCCCGACAUUCAAGGACAGUAUCCACUCCAAGUCAACGAGAGUCGGCCGGAUAUGAACACCGAAGAGUGGUGUCAUCAGACAGCUCUGUCCCUGAAAUAACCGUUGAACCCCCAUCUCGUCCUCCCUCUGACGCACCAUCAGGGCGUGCGGCCGUAUUGGGGCUACUCAGUCCGGAUCAUGCUAAUCACCCCCUCCCUGUCCCUGUCCCUGUUUCGCAACGUACCCCACUUGUACCUACAGUCCCUAACACUCCUGUUUCAGCGCCCGGCUCGUUGGUAGGGUCUUUCUAUGACAUAGGACAGCUGCCAACCGGUUACGCCGGCAACAGCGGCGCACCGCCUCCAGGGGGCCCUGUCAUUCCGAAUAUGAAUGGGAGGGAAGCGCCCUCGCGACGCAGUUCGCUUUACGCACCUGCCCAGCCUGACGGCAGGCGCUCAAAGACACCUCAGUCUUACGUGUCCUCCCCAGUCCCUUCUGGUUUUUCCUACCCCGCACCGCCUAUUUCCAGGGAACCGACGCCAAACGGCUCCGCAGAACGUGGGGACCGUUCCUCUACGCAUGGACGCCGACAGAGUCUAAGCCAGAUGGCAGGAAUGACGCCUGGCGCCCGCCCGCGGUCUCUGCAGCCAGGCGGAGGCGGCGGCGAGUCUUCGCGUUCGUCCCACAAACAACGAUCAAAUGCGUCGGAUGGCUCACGCCAGUCGUUUGCGCACUAUGACCCGGGCGUGUACAAUGACCCUUCGUAUUUGUCGAGUACCGAGUCGUUCAUGGAUCAUCGGACGGGCGCGAACACGGCUGCAAAUGCGGGUGGGUCCAGAAGGACCUCCUAGAUACCCUUCGCUUUCGUAUUGGAACACUGGAACAACUGAAUGAUUUUGUGUAGCCUAGACUGAUGUGUGUUUUUCUUGUUUAUUCUCAUCGAGCAUGAUAUUUAUUAGCGCGCAAUUACUGACAUCGAGUAAUCACUUGACCUGUAGGUCUGCAUAUCCACUGCUAUUGUUUUCACCGUUGCAUUCCAAUAUAAAUCAAUGAUACCAUUGUUAGGACGUUCGAGGAUCAUGUACUUAAA